Danio rerio (zebrafish) is the source of this 3058-nucleotide messenger RNA. Lineage: Eukaryota; Metazoa; Chordata; Actinopteri; Cypriniformes; Danionidae. The record is from RefSeq and is a predicted model, not a curated record.
GUACAGUAUACACACACCAUUACAGCUAUGGAGAGGGCACGUAAUACAUGAAAACACAACAUUAUUAGUGUGUGUGUGUGUGUGUGUGUCAUCAUGUGAUCUGAGUAUUUCUCCUCAUUAGACCCCAGUAAACUCGCUGUGAUCAUUUAGUUAAUACCUUUCAUUCUGUCCAUGAUGAAGUCCUCAGGAGCGACGCGCGUGCGCACUAACCCUCAGUUUCUCCAUCUGCUGUGUUUUUAUUUUUUGGGGGAAUUUCCUUAUUUAUUGACUUGCUUAUUUAUUUAUUUCUGCGUUAAAUCCGCAGAUUUGUCUGACCCCGUCCACGCAGACCAUCAUCUUCUACCCGUGGCUGAAGUAAUAAUGCGCGAUCUUGGCGCGGGUCCACGCGCCAUAAAUCCGUCCGCGCGCGCUCCCGCGUGAUUGUGAGCGCGCGUCCUCGCGUUGAUGCAGUUCGACGCGACGCUGGGAGUUUUAACGCGCACAUGGACGGGAAAAACCACUUGUUCGCAUGUUUACAAGGAUUUAAACCAACACAAUUUGUCAGAAACACCGCUGAGGUGAAGUUUGAGUUGUUCGCGCCAUUUUCUCGAGUCUGUCAGGUGAAGCACCUGUACGCGUGGAUGGAGUUCGCGCCUCUGCAUGUAGUAGGACAAACGCCUGGUUGCAGGCUGUGAGCGGGCGAUCGCAGGGCUUUUCUUCAGGAAUUGUUGGUAAUGAGAAGGAGCAGCCCCUCUGCCAGCUGGCGGGUCUCCAGAUGUGUGUGGCUGCUGAUUGGAGGAGGCUGUACUGGUGGGUGGUCCUCCAGUGGGUAGUGGGCGUGGCCACCUCAGGGCCCUGUGCCCAGCGCUGCGACUGUUCACCGAAGCUCCCGCUGGUGGACUGCUCCUCUCAACAGCUUUCUGCUGUUCCCGAAGGCGUUCCCGACGCCACGCAGGUGCUCAACCUGACCUACAACCACCUGAAGACGCUAUCCAGCCGGCAGUUCUUCAGUCUGAGGCAGUUACGCGAGCUGGAUCUCAGCGCUAACAUGCUAACUGUGAUCGAGGUUGAGGCUUUCGUUGGUCUCCAGAACCUCAUCACGCUGAGAUUGUCCCGUAAUCGUCUGAAGAUUAUCCCAGUAGGGGCUUUCUCAGGCCUUCCCAAUGUUCAGUUUCUGGACAUCAGUGAAAAUGAGAUCUUAGUCUUGUUGGACGACAUGUUUGGAGAGAUGCCGUCGCUGCAGAAGCUGGAGGCGAGUGAGAAUGAUCUGGUGUUCAUCUCGAACCGUGCGUUCAGCGGCCUGCCGAAUCUGCUGGAGCUGCGUCUGGAGCGCUGUAACCUGACGACGGUGCCGAGCGAGGCCUUCUCACGGCUGACGGGACUCCAGCACCUGCGCUUCUGCAGACUCGGCCUCACCGCGUUGCCCAACAACUCCUUCCGUCAGCUGCAGCGGCUGCAGGAUCUGCACGUGUCCCGCUGCCCCUGGCUGCACACGCUAGCGGUGAACAGUCUAAUCGGCCUCAAUCUGACCUCGCUGACGCUGUCGCACUGCAACCUGAGCGCCGUCCCGUAUGCGCCGCUGCAUCACCUGGUGUACCUGCGCUACCUGGACCUGUCCUACAAUCCCAUCACCACCGUCCUCUCCGGACUCCUCGGUGACCUUUUACGGCUACAGGAGCUUCAUUUAGUCAGCACUGGACUGUUGCAUGUUGAAUCUGGUGCUUUUCGUAAUUUAGCAUUUUUCCGGCUGCUCAAUGUUUCGGAUAAUCGUUUGGUGACUCUAGAGGAGUCUGCGUUCCACGCGGUCGGUUCUCUGGAGGUGCUGCGUUUGGACGGGAACCCGCUAGCGUGCGACUGCCGGCUGCUGUGGGUGAUGCGCAGACGUCUGCGGCUCCGUUUCGCUGGACAUGCGCCCUCUUGUGUUUCACCUGUGCAGGUGCAGGGCCGCAUGUUCCAGGACUUUGCGGAGUCGGAGGUGGCGAGGACGUUCACCUGCAGACAGGCUCGUAUUCUGACCCGUAAGCCACAGGACGUGCGCUCUGAUGAAGGACAUACGGUGCUGUUCUUUUGCGCAGCUGAUGGAGAUCCUGCGCCGUCGAUAAUCUGGCUGAACCCUAAACGAUCGGUUCUCACUGCGUCCGGCCGGAUUCGUGUUCUCCCGAACGGGACUCUGGAGGUGCGCUACGCUCAGGUGCAGGACAGCGGAUAUUACCUGUGCAUCGCCUCUAAUGCCGCCGGGAAUGACAGUAUAUCCGUAAGCCUGCGUGUUCGGGGGUUUCCGGCGUCCUCUCGGAACCGCUCGGGAUCCUUCUUUCUGGAUGGCUGGAGCUUUGCAUCGGGACAAACGGCGGUCAACGGGUCGCAGCCGUUCCCGUUCGAUGUGAAGACGCUGGUGAUCGCCGUGACCAUGGGCUUCCUGUCGUUCCUCAGCUCGGUGGCGCUCUGCUUCAUCUUCAUGUUUUUCUGGAGUCAGAGUAAAGGUCAGAUCAAACACACCGCCACCAUACAGUUCGUGCCGCGCAGCUCAGCGUCCACCACCGCAGGCCGGAGCACCGUGGAGACCGGACGCUUCACCAUGAAGCUCAUCUGAAUAUCAGACAAUCUGAAACGUCUACAUAAUCUCAAUAGAGCCUUUCCACACGUGUGUGUGUGUGUGUGUGUGUGUGUGUGUGUGUGUGUGUGUGUGUGUGUGUGUGUGUGUGUGUGUGUGUGUGUGUGUGUUUCUCAGCAUUGGAAGUGGUCAUAGUGCAGGGCGCAGUGAAUGGGUGAGUACAGCACAUCAUUAUUCUUCACUCCUAUCAGCUGAAAUCAUGACAGAAGCACUCCAGGAUGCUGUUAUCAAGACUCUGAGAAGAGGAAAACAACAGUGUGAGACUGAUGACGACAGUCAGGGGAGAGAAUCAUGUCAGAUGUACUGUCCUGCCCUCAUACACACUGCAUUAAGGUUAUUGCACACUGAAUCCGAAAUUUUUGCACGUUGAAGUGAAGUUUACUCAAAGUAAUUUCGAGAGGAUCACGUGAUUAUGAUUGAACACGGCUGGUUCUGCAUUAGCAUGCAUGAUCCACCAAUCAGGCCAUU